This is a messenger RNA of Chanos chanos (milkfish), 1744 nucleotides long. It is a transcript of the gene epn2, whose product is annotated as epsin 2. Lineage: Eukaryota; Metazoa; Chordata; Actinopteri; Gonorynchiformes; Chanidae. Bases 1 to 1725 code for a protein of 574 amino acids. The record is from RefSeq and is a predicted model, not a curated record. Gene Ontology annotation, molecular function: phospholipid binding; clathrin binding. Gene Ontology annotation, cellular component: plasma membrane; clathrin vesicle coat; endosome. Gene Ontology annotation, biological process: endocytosis. The transcript is spliced from 8 exons.
AUGCCGAGCUCAACCAUACGGAGACAGAUGAAAAAUGUGGUGAACAACUACUCCGACGCAGAGAAGAAGGUCCGAGAGGCGACCUCCAAUGACCCCUGGGGCCCCUCCAGCUCGCUGAUGUCGGAGAUCGCUGAUCUCACCUACAACGUGGUGGCCUUCUCAGAGAUCAUGAGCAUGAUCUGGAAGAGGCUCAACGACCAUGGGAAGAACUGGAGACACGUGUACAAGGCCCUGACGCUGCUGGACUACCUGAUCAAGACCGGCUCGGAGCGAGUGGCCCUGCAGUGCAAGGAGAACAUCUUCGCCAUCCAGACCCUCAAAGACUUCCAGUACAUCGACCGCGACGGGAAAGACCAGGGCAUCAACGUGAGGGAGAAGUCCAAGCAGCUGGUGGUGCUGCUGAAGGACGACGACCGACUCAAGGGGGAGAGAUCCCAGGCCCUCAAAACCAAGGAGCGCAUGGCACAGGUCGCCACCGGCGUCGGGAGCAACCACCAGCUUAACUUCGGCCGCGGCUCCAGUCAGCCCAACUUGUCUACCAGUUACUCAGAGGAGUACGGCAGGUCGGAGGGCUCACCAGCGUCAUAUCACGGAUCCACAUCCCCCAAUGCCUCGUCAGAGCUGGAGCAGGCCAGACCACAGACCAGCGGAGAAGAGGAGCUGCAGCUGCAACUGGCGCUGGCCAUGAGCCGAGAGGCAGCGGAGCAGGAGGAAAGGAUGCGCCGUGGUGAUGACUUGCGGCUCCAGAUGGCCUUGGAAGAAAGCCGCAAAGACUCAGGCACGGGGAAGUCGGCCAAAAAGAAGAAAGAGCUUCCCCAGUCCUCUCUGAUGGAUCUGAUGGACACCGUUCCGGAGGGAACCGAUCAGGUCGACGACCCUUGGGGCGGAGGGGCGGCGGCCGCGGCACCGCCCUCAGACCCGUGGCAGGCCUACGGUGCAGCUCCAAAGCCUGCUGCCCCUGUGGAUCCCUGGGGGCUGCCCAGUGCUUCUGCCUCAGUCACUCCCAUGAAAAGCAGCGACCCGUGGGGAGCACCUGCUCCUGUAGCCGCUGACCCCUGGGACUCCGGACCCUCCACACGCCCCAAAACCUCCACCACAGGAGGUUUUGAUCUCUUCACCGCAUCAAAUGGUACUUCCAAGGAGGAUCUUUCGGAGUUUGACAGUCUUCGUGCAUCAAUAAUGACAGGUGAUAGCAAAAAAAGCUCAGCCUUACCUUCGCAGACUAGUAUGUCUGCCGGCUCUGACCUGUUUGACAUGCCAGGUGGUGUCCCAACCAGAAAAACCCCGGAGUCCUUCCUGGGCCCCAACGCAGCUCUGGUCAACCUUGACUCUCUGGUCACAAAGCCCCCUGCUCCAGCACCAGUCUCCAACCCCUUCCUUGCUAGUGGAGCCGCUCCUGCCCCGGCAGCUCAGGUCAACCCCUUCCAGGUGAACCAGCCUCAGCCGCCCACCCUCAACCAGAUGAGAGUCAGCCCCAUGAUGGGCAUGAGUGGACAGGGCUUCGCCAGCAUGCCCCAGAGGAAUGCUGACCCCAUGCCCCUGUCCUCCAUGGCACCCAUGGCCCCCAUGGCUGGCGUGACCCCCGUCGCGCCCAUGGGUCAGAUGGUGCCGGGCAUGGGUCUGCCAUCUUCCAUGUCUAUGCCCCAGCCCCUCAUGAGUGGAGGGCUACAGCCCACAGGGGCCGCUGCACAGGGGGGCAGCACCACCAACCCCUUCCUGUUGUGAGGAACAUCAAAGACUAGAU